CUUCGUUUUUUAUAAAACCACCAGUAAAAGCUGAAGCCACUGGUUUUAUUUCCAAAACAUUUGGCCUUUCACUUCAUACUAUACCAGCAUCCUAAAACUCUAUAUAAACAGAAAACUCGUGCAUUCAGGACAUCACAACAUAGUGGGAUUACAAGGAUCAAAGAGAAGAGUCAAAGAACGGUGUCUGAAGAAUACAUUAAUUGGAGAGAUGAGUUCAGCAAGCAGAGCUUGGAUAGUAGCAGCCAGUGUUGCUGCAGUUGAAGCCUUGAAAGAUCAAGGAUUCUGCAGAUGGAAUUACACCAUUAGAUCAUUAAACCAACAUGCCAAGAACAACAUCAGGUCUGUUUCUCAGUCGUCCAACAAGUUGUCUUCUUCAUCUUCUGCGGUGGUUUCAAGCAAAAUAAGAGAACACAAGGCAAAGCAAUCAGAGGAGUCUUUAAGGACAGUCAUGUACUUGAGUUGUUGGGGUCCCAACUAAACCCUUACCUGUUUGAGUGAGGAAUCAGAUCACUUAAUAGUCAGUUGUAGAUUUUAUCAGAUGGUAGAUAUUUGUUGCCACUGUGAUUGUAACUUGUAAAUCGUGAGAGCAGUUUCUCCAUUAUAUACGAAUUAAC
Messenger RNA from Pistacia vera, 614 nucleotides. RefSeq lists its product as uncharacterized. Lineage: Eukaryota; Viridiplantae; Streptophyta; Magnoliopsida; Sapindales; Anacardiaceae. The transcript has a single exon. The record is from RefSeq and is a predicted model, not a curated record. The coding region runs from base 209 to 478 and encodes 89 amino acids.